AUGGAUUUUCUUACAAACGGAUUUCAACAAUUGUUUGCCGAAUUAGAAGAUGAUAUUCAAGAGAACUUCAAAUCUUAUACAUGUGAUAUAACAUCAUCAUUAUCAUCACCAUCAACGUCACCGUCUUUGCCAUCUCUAACAUCAUCUUUUAAUACACGAACAACACCAAUUACUGAUACUUUUGAAAUAACAACAGCAUAUGAAAACAAUUACUUAAAUGAACAAAACUUAUUAUCAUUGGAUUUUGAUUGGGAAAAUCAAUUUCUAGACAAUUACAUCGAGUUACCUGAUUUCGUUAAUUUAUUACCAGAAAAAACUCCAUUAUGCAAUGAUUCUUGUAAUCUUUUUUUAAAGGAAAGUUCUGAAAAUUUGAGUAAAUUUCGUCAAACUAAUGAUUCAAUUAAUUUAAAUAAUGAAAAAAGAAAUAAAAAUGAAAAAAAUAAUAAUAAUGAAUCAAUAAAAAUUACAUUUCCUUGCACAUGGGAGUCUUGUGAAAAAGUUUAUGCAAAACCAGCUCAUUUGAGAGCACAUUUAAGGCGACAUUUGGGCGAUAAACCAUACAUAUGUAAUUGGCCAAAUUGUACGUGGCGUUUUUCAAGAUCUGAUGAACUGGCUCGACAUAAAAGAUCACAUUCUGGAAUAAAACCAUUUAAAUGUAUUUAUUGUCCAAAAUGUUUUGCUCGAUCGGAUCAUUUGGCGAAACAUCGAAAAGUCCAUGAAAGAAAAAUGGCAGCAAGUAAAAUUAAAGGGAUAUAUAUACCAAAUUUACACCAAGUUAGACCAGGACGCAAACCAAAAAAUGGUCAAUAUUAUUAGUUUUUUUCAAAUUUAUUUUAAAUUUAAAUUAUGUAUGUAUAUUUUUAAUAUUUUUGCAAAAGGAUUUGU
Messenger RNA from Condylostylus longicornis, 885 nucleotides. It is a transcript of the gene Klf15, whose product is annotated as Krueppel-like factor 6. Bases 1 to 816 code for a protein of 271 amino acids. Gene Ontology annotation, biological process: regulation of transcription by RNA polymerase II. The record is from RefSeq and is a predicted model, not a curated record. The transcript has 3 exons. Lineage: Eukaryota; Metazoa; Arthropoda; Insecta; Diptera; Dolichopodidae. Gene Ontology annotation, molecular function: DNA-binding transcription factor activity, RNA polymerase II-specific; RNA polymerase II cis-regulatory region sequence-specific DNA binding.